Messenger RNA from Sarcophilus harrisii (Tasmanian devil), 2202 nucleotides. RefSeq names its product ornithine aminotransferase (gene OAT). The record is from RefSeq and is a predicted model, not a curated record. Bases 176 to 1495 code for a protein of 439 amino acids. The transcript is spliced from 11 exons. Gene Ontology annotation, molecular function: pyridoxal phosphate binding; L-ornithine transaminase activity; identical protein binding. Gene Ontology annotation, cellular component: cytoplasm. Lineage: Eukaryota; Metazoa; Chordata; Mammalia; Dasyuromorphia; Dasyuridae.
AUAGGGCGGCCGUGACGUCGCGGGGCCGCCGAGUCGUCGCUGCUGCCGCAGGUGCCGCGUGUCGCCUCCGCCUCCGCCCAGCUGUGGCCGCCUGUCAGAUCGAGGCCCGAGUGCCCAGGACGUGUGUGUGGAAGCUCGCGAGGGAGCCGGUGAGUCUGAGCUCCUGAAAUAGAAGAUGUUUUCCAAACUAGCCAGCCAGAGGACCCUUUCUCUGUUUUGCCGGGGGGUUCAUUCUUCAGCGAUUCCAACUGCAUCCGUCUCAACCAAAAAAAUCACCCGGGGCCCUCUGUCCUCUGAGCAGAUAUAUGAACGCGAAGCCAAGUAUGGCGCCCACAACUACCAUCCUUUACCUGUAGCCCUGGAAAGAGGAAAAGGUAUUUAUGUAUGGGAUGUGGAAGGCAGAAAAUACUUUGAUUUCCUGAGUGCCUACAGUGCUGUGAACCAAGGACAUUGCCAUCCCAAAAUUGUGGAUGCCCUGAAGACUCAAGUUGAUAAAUUAACCCUAACUUCCAGAGCUUUUUACAAUGAUGUACUUGGUGAAUAUGAAGAGUAUGUCACGAAGUUGUUCAACUACAACAAAGUUCUGCCCAUGAAUACAGGAGUGGAAGCUGGAGAAACUGCCUGCAAAUUAGCUCGAAGAUGGGCAUAUACCGUCAAAGGCAUUCCCAAGUACAAAGCCAAGAUUAUUUUUGCAGCUGGCAACUUCUGGGGUCGAACAAUGUCUGCUAUCUCUAGUUCUACUGACCCAACGAGUUAUGAUGGCUUUGGGCCCUUUAUGCCAGGCUUUGAGAUCAUCCCCUACAAUGACCUACCGGCCCUCGAGCGGGCCCUCCAGGAUCCCAAUGUGGCCGCUUUCAUGGUGGAGCCCAUCCAGGGGGAGGCUGGCGUCAUUGUGCCCGAUCCAGGCUACCUCACGGGAGUCAGAGAGCUCUGCACCAAGUUCCAGGUUCUCUUCAUUGCCGAUGAAAUACAGACCGGAUUAGCCAGAACUGGGAAGUGGCUGGCUGUGGAUCAUGAAAAUGUCAACCCUGAUAUCAUCCUCCUCGGGAAGGCCCUUUCUGGAGGCUUGUACCCUGUGUCGGCUGUGCUGUGUGAUGAUGAAAUCAUGAUGACCAUUAAGCCGGGGGAGCAUGGGUCGACUUAUGGCGGCAAUCCUCUGGCCUGCCGGGUGGCCAUCGCCUCCUUGGAGGUUUUGGAAGAGGAGAACCUGGCUGAGAACGCGGAGGCCAUGGGCAACAUCCUGAGGAGAGAGCUGAUGAAGCUGCCGUCCAACAUCGUGACUGCCGUGAGGGGGAAAGGCUUGCUCAACGCCAUCGUCAUCCGAGAGACCAAAGAUUGUGACGCUUGGAACGUCUGUCUGAGACUCCGGGACAAUGGCCUUCUGGCCAAACCCACCCACGGGCAUAUUAUCAGGCUGGCCCCGCCCCUGGUGAUCAAGGAGGAUGAGGUCCGAGAGGCCGUGGAAAUUAUCAACAAGACCAUUCUGUCUUUCUGAAGCUGCUUCCCAUGUCCCUUGCUGGCUCAAGGCAGGUGGUGCAUUUAGGAGCUCGAAAGCCUCUGCGCUCAGGCCGAGCACGAUCCACUCCCACGUUACGUGUCUGUCUACAAGAACUUUUUUUUUACAUAGUUCAUCUAGAGUAGAACAAAAAUUAAAUCAUCUGCAGUUUGCCGUGUUUAUCGUAACUUGAGAUUAACUAUAUCGUUAUCUUUCUAAGCUAAAUAACCUGACUUGUAUUUGUGUGUGAGAGUGUGAGUGUGCGAUGACAGGUACUGGAAGUAUCGGCCACCAAGCCCCAACGCCAUGUGUGUACACAUUUGCAUAAUUUUGCCUUUUGUAGAAAGGGGACCCCAGAACUUUUGUAUCUGAAACAUUUAACUCCAGGGGGAUGAAGUGGAAGAUUUGCUUCGUGUUUAAAGUGGAUCAGGAAAGUCCAGUCACGGCUCCUUCUUCUGAUGUCAGGACGGGAUGUAAGAAGGUGUCUCGAGUGCCAGGGCGAGUGGGCCUGGGGCUGACUUGGCUCUGAGAACGUGUGAACGCGUGUGUCCUUGCUUGACAUUCCCAUCUCUUUAUUUUUAUGUUUGUCUUUUUUAAAGCAUUGUGGAAAAUGGCCACUGUAUUCUGCCAUUUUAAAGCUUGUAGCCUUCUCUGAAGCUUCAAAAUUAUGUUUAAAUAAAUAAAUAAAGGCUUUAUUUAAUAUUGUC